This is a messenger RNA of Chlorocebus sabaeus (green monkey), 3402 nucleotides long. It is a transcript of the gene PLD6, whose product is annotated as phospholipase D family member 6. Gene Ontology annotation, cellular component: mitochondrion. Lineage: Eukaryota; Metazoa; Chordata; Mammalia; Primates; Cercopithecidae. Gene Ontology annotation, biological process: piRNA processing. Gene Ontology annotation, molecular function: RNA endonuclease activity producing 5'-phosphomonoesters, hydrolytic mechanism. The record is from RefSeq and is a predicted model, not a curated record.
GCCCUCGGGGACUGGGGGCGUGACUUUGCACGUGGCCGUUGGCGGGGUGUGACGGGGGCGUGGCAUGGCAUGUGGCCAUGGAGGGCUGGGAGUGGCCUGGCACGUGGCCAUUGGCGGCGCGUGACGGGGGCGUGGCCUGGCGCGUGGCGGUCCGGGGCUGGGGGCGCGCAGACUCGGGUGCGGCGGCGUGCCCCUGGGGCCCCGGUCAGCAGCGGCAUGGGGCGGUUGCGGUGGCAGGUGGCGGCCGCGGCGGCUAUGGGCCUGGCUCUGGCCCUGGAGGCGCUGCCCGGGGUGCUGCGCUGGCUGCGGUCCAGGCGGCGGCGGCCGCGGCGCGAGGUGCUGUUCUUCCCGUCGCAGGUGACCUGUACCGAGGCUCUGCUGCGGGCUCCGGGCGCGGCGCUGGCCGGGCUCCCCGAGGGCUGCCCGUGCGGCCUCCCCCACGGCGAGAGCGCGCUGAGCCGCCUGCUGCGUGCCCUGUUGGCCGCCCGCGCCAGCCUGGAGCUUUGCCUGUUCGCCUUCUCCAGUCCGCAGCUGGGCCGCGCUGUGCAGUUGCUGCACCAGCGCGGGGUGCGAGUGCGGGUAGUCACCGACUGCGACUACAUGGCCCUCAACGGCUCGCAAAUCGGCCUGCUGCGCAAGGCAGGGAUCCAGGUCCGGCACGAUCAGGACCUGGGCUACAUGCAUCACAAGUUUGCCAUCGUGGACAAGCGGGUGCUCAUCACUGGCUCGCUCAACUGGACCACGCAAGCCAUCCAGAACAACAGGGAGAACGUUCUCAUCAUGGAGGACGAUGAGUACGUGCGGCUUUUUCUGGAAGAAUUUGAGCGCAUCUGGGAAGAGUUUAACCCUACAAAGUACACCUUUUUCCCACAAAAAAAGAAGAGUCACUGAAGCUGUGCCCCACCUGUCUCCAGAGCUGGAGGGAAAUCGCUUCCAUGGCACAGAACUUGUGGCACCUCCAGCCAAAACCAAACCUAACCAAGAAUGGGGCUGAGCCCUCCCUGCGGGCUGCUGUGCCUUCUGAGGGAGGGAGGCCUCACGUUAAACCAAAUUCUCAUCUAUUGGAAUACUAAGUUGAACGAAAGAAGGUUAGGAAAGGGAAAUUUCUGUUAUUUCAGGUCAGUUAUUUUGGGCCAGACCUUUUCUUUGGCCCUUUGCCAAAAUAACUUCCGUCACGACCUGCCAUGGGUGCUUUCAGGAGUGUGGUCCGUAUCUCGGUUUGGAAUCGAAGCUUCUGCCACAGCACAGAAAAGGCACAGUGCCUUUUCCGGGUCGGUCCCAUUCCCUUUCCUGAUUCUAGAAAAGCCCCUUCUGCUUUGGCUGACGUGGUCCCUUUCAGCAUCUUCCUGAGAGUUCUUCCCUCUCUCCAUGUGGCACGACUGGGGUUGGUUGGGGCCAACAGUCUCCUUGUCCCUCACAGUCUGUCCCUGUCAGGGCUCGAUCCUCAGAGCAGGGAGAGGAAAUGGAAGUCAGGAGGAAGGGAAGAUGUGAGUGUGCGGUGCGGGUGGCAGAAGCAGCCUUCUGGGCAACCCCGUGAGCGCCAUUGCCACCAAAGGCUGGCUGUUCCCUUGCUUCCUUGCAUAAUUCCUCUUUAAAACCAGUGUGCACGCCAGUGCCAAGGUCUGAAGCAGCCUGUCCGUGGGUAGUAAGUGCCGUGGUCUGUCAGGACUGAUGGCCAGCAGCUGUUUCUUUUUUUUUGAGAUGGAGUCUCACUCUGUGGCCCAGGCUGGAGUGUAGUGGCGCAACCUCGGGUCACUGCAACCUCUGCCUCCUAGGUUCAAACGAUUCUCCUGCCUAAGCCUUCUGAGUAGCUGGGAUUACAGGCGCCUGCCACAACAUCUGGCUAAUUUUUUUUUUUUUUUUUUUUUUUUUGGUAUUUUUAGUAGAGACAGGAUUUCACCAUGUUGAUCAGGCUGGUCUCGAACUCCUGACCUCAAGUGAUCCACUCACCUCAGCCUCCCAAAGUGCUGGGAUUAUAGGUGUGAGCCACCACGCCUGGCUGGGGUUUUAACUUUUAACGUCCUAAUGUUUAAGGUAAUUUUGUUGUAUGUUUAGAAGUGACCUUACCUUUAACACCUGUGGAGUUAGUGCAUGCACAUUGCUGGCUCAGCGUAACCCAUCACGGGACUGGAGGAGAGGAGAGGAGGGAAGGAGGAGAGCAACUUCAGGCUGUGGUGUCUCCCACAUCUGUGUUCUUAUUUUCAGCUCAGGGUUUGCAUUCCCAGGUAGAACAGGUGUCAUAUGUUGUGAAAUGUUCCAGGUUAUUUGUUUAUAAUGUGUGUGUCAUAUAUAGAUAACUCCAAUGACAUCUGAAGUUGUGACUUCACUAUCUUGUCAUAUGUCUGUAUGAUGAGCCCCAGGGCCCGUCCUGCGGUCUGCUGGCCAUGUGCUUGGUCUCACCUCCCCAGCCCACGCUGACAUUACCACCCAGAGACCCUUCAGUGCUGUGUGUUUUUGCUUUUUAGGGUUACUUUUGACUCACAGUGUGAGGCAGGCCAGCUUGGAAGUUAAGUUUUAAAAAAAUUCAAUUGAAGCUAUAAAGCAUAAUGUACAGAUGGGAAGUCACCAGAAAUUUGUUUUAGUUUGUGAAUUCCCACAGUGUAUGUUCUGAAAAGAAAAUGGGAGAGUGUGUAAAGCAUCUCCUGCAGGCGAAGCCGCGUGACCCUGGACUUCUGGCUCAUCUGGAUAAAUGUGUUCUUAUUCUGGAAUGUGAGCACUGUGUGUCUUUGCCUUAGCUUGCUGCUAAAUCAUUCAAAUAGGGGCUGCUCCUUGUUAAAUACAACUUUUUUGGGGGGCAGUAUACAGCUAUUUAGAAACUGUUGGUCAAAGAACAGGUGACUCAAAGUAAAACUUUAAGCUGUUACUUGGGUGAAGGAAAUAAGGUAUACAGUGGUUCAUUUUUAAGACAAAGUGCCUUGAAUUGGCUUAGGUCAGCAAACUACGGAAGAAACGGGAUGUGCUAGGCCCUUCAGGCUAGCCGAUGCCUUCUUGUCGGCUCCCCCCUCUGCCCCCUCCCCACUUUCUUAGUUGCCCUCACCCGAACCAAAAACGUUGAGUCUAAAAGGAAAGUUUACUGGCCUGCAAAAUAGCUUACUUUGUCUGUUCCUACCAGCCAGCCUAGCUACUUAGGUCAUAAGUCAAAUACUUGAAGAGCUCCUAAGUGGACUAAGAUUGCAAUGCACUGUAGGCUGUAACAAAAUGCAGCAAGACAAUCCUAAAGAAAAUGCCUAAAGCCCCCAGCUAACAACCAGUAAGCACCGUCUGGGAAGAUUGUGACCCCAUGGUACUCAGCCUGUAAGGAAGGAGGAGCCUGCACACUAGGGGAUACAUUGCUUGUUGAAACUCUGCCGGGUAUGCCUGCUCAUUAGACACGCGAUCUUAUUAAAAGCCUCUUUCACUGUU